Messenger RNA from Aedes albopictus (Asian tiger mosquito), 8891 nucleotides. RefSeq lists its product as uncharacterized. Gene Ontology annotation, biological process: DNA integration. Gene Ontology annotation, molecular function: nucleic acid binding. Lineage: Eukaryota; Metazoa; Arthropoda; Insecta; Diptera; Culicidae. The record is from RefSeq and is a predicted model, not a curated record. Bases 3264 to 5552 code for a protein of 762 amino acids. The transcript is spliced from 2 exons.
GCGGGUUUCGUCACAAAUAAAGGCGGUUCUCGUCUUAACUGAUUGAAGGCGGUUUUCGCCAAAUGAUUGAAACACAAUUUUGAUUGAACAAAAUAGUUUUAUUAUAAUAUUUAAUAGAAAUGGAAUGGUGCGUCGGAGUUGUUGUAAUCUCUCUAGUCUAGUUAUUUGGAGAUUCACACAAAGAAAUAUGACGGUUUUUUUUUGUUUUUCUUCGGUUUUAAACAAAAUUAUAUGGUUACAAUAGGAGCAGCAUGGAUACUCGCAUCAGGCCGUUCCAAACGUCUUUGGAGUCUUUGCAGCUACCGUUGGCAUGGGCCAAAUGGAAACGCGAUCUCGAAUGUUAUUUUGAGUCAGAAAAGAUAGAAGGACAGUACGAACGACGCUCAAAACUGCUCUAUCUGGGCGGCUCUGAUUUGCGAGACAUUUAUGACAAUCUACCCGAUGUCAAAACGGUGUCAAUGGUUCUGGUAAACCCUCCGUAUUACGAUGCGGCAAUCGCGAAACUGGAUGCGCAUUUUGAGCCGUAUCGCAGGAAGACCUAUGAACGCCACCUAUUCCGUCAAAUCUCCCAAAAGUCGUCCGAACGUUUCGCCGAUUUCGUAUUGCGUCUGAGAACCCAGGUCAAAAGGUGUGAGUACGACAAACCAGAAGAGAUGAUUCUGGACCAGAUAGUGGAGAAGUGCCACUCUGACAAACUUCGUCAGAAAAUGAUAAAACGCGAUUUUAUGUUGAGUGAAGUUGAAAGCCUGGGAACAAGUUUGGAGGAAAGUGAGCGAAAGAUGAAGGAGUUUGGAAAAACCUCUUCGUCAAGUGACCCAAUCAGUAAGGUGUCUAGGUGGAAACCGGAGUAUUAGGCGUGACGCUACGGGUACAAAUUAUUAAAUAAAGGUAUAAAAUAAAUUCUGAUAUUUAAAGUUAUUAUAGGAUCAGGACCUGGUACAGGAAGAGCACAGAAACCUUUUCAGUCGAAAUUCCGAUCGGUUCCAGUGUGUUACGCGUGUGGAAAACGUGGUCAUGUCAGGGGUGCAGACUCUUGUCCCGCUAAGACAGCAGCGUGUCUUAAAUGCAAGAGCAUCGGUCAUUUCGCCAAACAAUGUUUGAAACGAGUCAACGACAUCAACCGAAACCAGAUUCCGACAAAGCGCAUCAGAACAGUUCAGGACGAUAAUCCUGAAGGCAAAGACAACGAGUAUAUAUUCUACGCCAUGGGAGAGAAUACUUUCAUGUUCGAAGUAGGAGGAAUCAAAAUACCGAUGGUGAUAGAUUCUGGAGCUGCAGCAAACAUCGUCAGCCAGAAAACAUGGGAAGAUAUGAAGCAUUUAGAUGUGACUGUAUGGAACAUGUCCACAGAUGUUGACAGAAAUUUCAUGUGCUACGCUUCUGAUGCGCCGAUGUAUAUCUCCGGAAGUUUCAUGGCGACAAUCCGAGCUGGUGAGAGAUUUUGCACCGCAAAAUUUUACGUUGCAAAAAGUGGUCAGCAAAACUUGUUGGGCGAUGAAACAGCGAAGACAUUGCAGGUCUUGAAAGUUGGUUUCGAUAUUGGCAGAGUCUCACAAUCCCCAAAAGCCGAAUUCCCGAAAUUCAAAGGUGUCACAGUGGAAAUACCGAUUGAUGAGACGGUUCAACCUGUGCAACAAGCUUUUCGUCGAGCUCCGUAUGCUCUUGAAGAUAAAGUCAAUGAAAAACUACAGAUGUUACAACAACAAGGAAUUAUCGAGCGAGUAACUAAACCGUCACCAUGGGUUUCACCGAUGGUGCCAGUGUUGAAAACAUCAGGUGACAUUCGAUUGUGCAUCGACAUGCGACGGGCAAAUCAGGCUGUGCUGAGAGAAACACACCCUCUACCUCUGGUAGAUGAAAUCCUUGGAUCAGUGACCGGCGCCAAAUUCUUCUCCAAAGUCGACAUCAAGGACGCUUACCACCAACUUGAAAUAUCCGAAAGGUUGUAACCUGCUCCACUAGCUUGAUGACGGUGGCGGUAAUCUUUGCUCGCGUGUACUGAGCCGCUAUGGUGCUCUUAGCCUCGCCAAUCAAUGCAGGAGUUUUGGUUAAAUCUUACCAUGUUAAACCAUCACACACCUACAACACAAACAACACAACAUCAUCAUCAUUAGAUCGAUCGUUAUCAAUAGUCGAUUGAUCGCGCCGCAUGCCUCUUGUGUAUGCUCCGCUGGGCGCAAGCUGCUUCAGUUAAAUUGAAAUUAAAACCCGACAUCACCCAAUCUAUGCCACCAUAAAAAUCCAGCCACCGGUGUCAGAAACCCUAAUAGCAUCAUCUCAUUCUCUGAUAAGAUCUAAUUAUCUCCCGUUAUCGAUAAGGCCGAAAGGAUUGAGUACCACUUGCUCAGGUAUCACUCAUUGGCUCCCACUUUUAACACUAAUAAAAUCGUUGCGAAGAUCGGAGAGGGCCAUCAGUUAUCGGUUCAACAUCAAGCAGACCGUAUGUGCUCAAGUGAAAGUGGUAGUUGCUAGAGAUUUUUGGGUCUGACCGAUAAUAAUUGAAAAUUAGGCAUGGCUACGGCCAAAUAUACGAUGCAUCGACGGGAGUGAAGAUAAGUUUUGAGAUCGGUAAGAGAGUGGUGAUUUAGCUAGAUGAAUUUUCAACAUGAUCCUAAAUUAGUGCUGGUGAUUAAUUCUGACCUUCAAUGCCUAUAUAGGCCUUUCUCACAUCCAGCAAAUUUCCAUGGUAGUGCACUGUACCAUGGGCAGAGUGGUGAUGUCGUGGUGGUAGCAACGCUAAUGGCGUGCCAAGCAGCGGGGUUGCCGACAUGGAGCCGGUGGUCUUUUCCCCUCAACUGUCCGGACAGGCCUGGAAGUCGUGCUGCCGCCGUGGGAUACACUGCCACACGCCCACUACACACCACAGAACAACCUUAGGAUAAGUAGGAUAAGAUCUACAAUAAAUGUAAGUACACUAUUUAAUCAUAACAUUUUUUGUGAAGCUGAAAUUUCUUUCUUUGUUUGGGAUGGCUCGCUUAGUCAGCGUGUGGUUCCGCUUUUAACGAACCAGAUUUCCUAUACGGGUCAAGUGUUUGGGUCGGGGGACCAAUGCCUAUUGGAAACCUUCUAUUUUACUGUAUUUUGUCUCCGAGUCUCAUGCGCCCUCUGCGGAGCGGUGACAAGGUCUCGCCCUAUAACUACUUUUAUCACAAAGAAUGGCUUGUUCAGGUAAAUUGAAAAUAAAAGAAAUGACGUUGUAUUAUUAUAAUAAACACAAAAUUAAUUUGUCAUUGUAAUCCAUUUUCCUUAGAUAUAAAAGACUAAUGUUUGGUAUCAGUUGCACACCAGAAAUCUUUCAAAAGACAAUGGAAUCGAUUCUAGCAGGGUUGGAAGGUGUUAUAGUCUAUCUAGACGAUAUAGUAGUGUUCGGCUCCACACAAGAAGAGCAUGAUAAACGUCUUCAGGCACUUUUGAAGCGCUUACAAGAGUAUAACGUCCUCUUAAAUAAGGAAAAAUGCAUAUUUGGAGCGGUAGAAAUUGAAUUUCUCGGGCACGUGUUGAGUGAAAAGGGCGUUAGCCCUACGGAGAGCCGAAUUGAAGCGAUUACGAAAUUCAGAGAACCUAAGACAGUUGCAGAGCUCCGCAGUUUCCUAGGUUUAAUAACGUAUGUCGGGCGUUUAAUUCCAAAUCUGGCUGCAAAAACAGCACCUUUAAGAAUGCUUCUUCGAACGGGUGUAGCGUUUUCUUGGAAAGAGGAACAUCGUAAUGCGUUUGAUACGAUAAAGCAGGCAGUCAGUGAUAUUAGGAUUUUAGGAUUUUUUGAUCGUCAAGACCAUACAAAAUUGAUUGUUGAUGCAAGCCCAGAAGGUCUAGGAGCAGUAUUACUACAGGAGAAUGAGGAUGGCCAAAACCGGAUAAUUUCGUUUGCCAGUAAAGCUCUUACUGACUUAGAACGUAAAUAUUUUCAAACCGAGCGUGAAGCACUAGCUAUCGUAUGGGGAGUUGAAAAAUUCAGUCUAUACUUACUCGGCACUAAGUUUACUCUCAUUACUGAUUGUAAAGCAUUGAAGUAUUUGUUCAGUCCUCGAUCUCGUCCGUGUCCACGAAUUGAGCGCUGGGUACUUCGUAUCCAGUCGUACAACUACGAGAUUAAAUACGAACCUGGUGCAACAAAUUUGGCAGACGCUUUGUCCAGAUUGUCAAUCAAUGGUCAGAAACCGUUUGAUAAGGCAGCUGAGAUUUACAUUAAUCAUCUGGUGGAUAACUCAGUUCCGGAAGCUGUUACUCUGACGCAAGUGGCUGAAGCAACAAAAACCGACGAAACUUUACAGAGUCUGCUAAAGGCUUUACAGACUGGAUUAUGGACCGAAGACGUACAAGUAUUCAAAUGUUUCAAAGCAGAAAUACAUUCAGCCAAAGAUGUUUUGUUGAGAGGAGACAGGCUUAUAAUUCCACUAGCACUUCGCCCACAGACGCUGAAAUGUGCACAUGACGGACAUCCUGGAAUGAGUGUAAUGAAGCGGCGCUUGCGACAAAAAGUUUGGUGGCCAAAAAUAGACGAUUCGGUUGAAAAAUUUGUCAAACACUGUGAGUCGUGCACACUUGUAUCAGCGGUUGGACCUCCAGAACCGAUGCUUCGUACUAGAAUGCCUGAAAAACCUUGGUAUGAGGUGGCCAUAGAUUUCCUGGGUCCUAUGCCAUCCGGACAUUCUCUACUUGUGCUGAUAGACUAUUUCAGCAGAUUCACGGAAGUGGUCGUAAUGAAACAAACAUCGACAGAUUUGACAAUUCAAGCCUUAUUCGAAACGUUCAGUCGUUUCGGAGUUCCAGAAACAUUGCGAACGGACAAUGGACCGCAAUUUAUCAGUGAAGCAUUUAAGACUUUUUGUCGCGAAUUCGGUAUUGAGCAUCAGAAGACCACACCUUACUGGCCACAAGCGAAUGGAGAAGUGGAAAGAAUGAACAACACAAUUCUUAAGCGUUUGAGGAUCAGUCAGGUGGAGAACUCUACAAACUGGAAGUGGGACCUGCGCAGUUUUCUACUCAUGUAUAAUUCCACUCCACAUUCCACAACAGGCGAAGCUCCGUCAGCUCUGAUGUUCGGUCGAGUACUUCGGGACAAAAUACCGAGCAUUCACAACAGGAACAGACCGUGGAUUGAACAAGCUAAAGAUCGAGAUUGGGAGCGGAAAGUUUCAGCAGCGGAAUUAUCAGACCGUGACAGGAACGCUAAACAUAAUCAACUUGGAGAAGGUGAUAUUGUUGUGGCCAAACGGAUAACGAAGGAGAACAAACUAUCUACGAACUUCAGCGGUGAAAGGUUCCGUAUUGUUGGUAGACAGGGAUCAGAGGCAGAGAUCCAAUCGUUGGACACUGGCAAGACAUACCGCAGAAGUGUAACCCAUCUAAAACCUGUAUGCGCGCCAGCCACGGAAUCCAUCCCGCCGACAUCAAUGGAUAUCCCAUCUUUGACAUUGGAUCUGGAUAACGAACGGAAGGAAUCAACGUUCGUGGAAAACCAAGCUGAGGAACUGUCCAACAUUCGUUGUAGUAGCCGAGCAUCGAAACGUCCCGAAUAUCUGAGAAACUAUGUAAAUAUGUUAUUGGACUAAAACUAUUUGUAAGGGAGGAGUGUGGUAUCGAGCUAGAUCGAGUUAGCCAUGAUUUAUGUUUGAAUUGGACUAGUUAGUCAGAGUCAGGUGUGUGAGACAAGCAGUCGAAUAUACGUGUCGUGCGUGCAAGUUGAAUUGUGUAAACUAAUCCCAAAAUCCCGUCAACCGAUUCUACUAUCCGAAAUUCCAGAUUUCACACCGUACUUUUCAGCACGUGAAUAUUACUUGAGGGUCAACGUGGCUUAUAAGAUAACCAGUCGACGUUGCUACAGCCACUAUAAACAACGAAUUCAACGCAGUCUCCAAUCGAAACCAAAGUCUUUUUGGAGGUACGUGAACAAGCAGAGAAAGGAGUCUGGACUACCUUCAACGAUGAUUUUGAAUGGAAAAACCGCUUCGGAACCUCAACAGAUUUUCCAAUUCUUCGCUCAGAAGUUUGCUAGUACGUUUUGCGAUGAGACGAUUCCUGAAACCCUCGUUAAUCAGUCCAUUAACAACGUUCCGCUGGUUAACGAUUCCUGGGCUACGCUCGUCGUUGAGGACGAAAUGAUUUCCAGCGCCGCUUCACGAUUAAAAUCUUCAAGGAACCCUGGCCCAGAUGGUAUUCCAUCAACUUUCCUGAAGAUGAAUAUUGAAACUCAGCUCGUUCCUAUUCACCAGGUGUUCAACUUAUCUCUGUCAGUUGGAUUUAUUUUUUUUUUGUUUAUUUUUGUUCGUGAAUUUUAACUUAUGCUAAUUCUUCACACACUGUCAGUUGGAGUGUUCCCGUCCAUUUGGAAAAAAUGCCACCAUGUUUCCCGUAUACAUAGGGGCAACGGAACAAAAAAGCCAGACGAAGACGCUGAACGCUCCUAACCAGGUAAACUUAAGUCCAGGUAAACAGGCUAAAGCAGGAGUCUGCAGUUAAAUCGGGAAUGCAAAGGUCCCAGAUAGGAAAACAGAGGGAAACCGUAAGUGUGGGCAUGAAGCAAAAAGCAAAAAUUUGAAAGCUAAAAAUUAUACAGGCAAACCUACAGCAUGCAAGAGGGCAUCACGCGUACUUUUGUAACGGUUUACCAAAAAGACCUCGACCUGGGCGUUAGUAAAGGAACCAUGGGUCAGCAGUCAUAGGGUUCUGGGCCUUACAACACCAAUAUGUAAGUUUACUCUAUGAUUUUAAACCUUUGGUACAACUUGGGAUCUUAAACCCAAGUAUAUCAAAUGGAUCUACACAACUGUUGUUCGGCCAAUAAUGGCCUAUGAAUGUCUUGUGUGGUGGCAAAAGGGGGAAAUGAGAACGAUCCAAUCAAAGUUAGGCCAUCUGCAAAGGAUGUGCUUAAGGCUUUUUACGGCAUCAUCAGCAUCGGCAGCCAUGUUGGAUAUGAGCCUCAAAAUUUCAAAGUGAUAAUUCUCUGCCACCAAAGCGAAUAUUCGUAUGAAAAAGUAUCAUCCUAUAUGCUCACUCGCAGUGAUUGCGAUGAUACUUUUUCUGCUGCGUUGCUGCAGAAUUGACAGUUUUUUAUCACUUCAAAAAUGCGAGGCAAACAAUCAUUGAAAAGCAAAAAGUCAAUGCUUCGUUUGAAAACUUAGUGAUGCAGUAAGACACCUUAAUGGCGAUGUCUGGAGCGUUUUCUUCAAUUCCCACGGCAGCGCUCGAGGUUCUCUUUGACGUUGCUCCACUACACAUUCAUCUCAAACAAGAAGCACUUUCUUGCACUUACCGCGUAUGGGUAUUCGAUCUACUAGAGGAAACUCCUGUGAACCGCACAUCAACACACACCUCGUUGUUUUCACUUUUGGUGAAUUGGGACAAAAUUGUUCUUGCUCCAAGGGAUCUUACAAUUGCUUGUAAUUUUCCAUAUAGGACAUUUUCUACGAAAUUCCCUUCCCGGGAAGAGUGGACAUCGUCAUCCUUAUUUCCUUCCUUUUCCCUCAGGUAGAUGAUGAAAUAGGCUAUUAUUUUGCCGAUGGCACAAAUGUCCCAAAUGGAGGAUAAAGUGCCUCUGGAGCCGUCCUUCUGAUACCUAAUACCUGAUAAGGGCAUCAGGCGUAAUUUUGUUAUGGUUUGCCAAAAAAGACCUCGACCUGGACGUUAGUAAAGGAACCAUGGAUUAGCAAUCUUAGAGUUCUGGGGCUUAAACACCAAUAUGAUGAUAGCAAUCAGUCUUGAGUCAAGUACGAGACACUCAAUCUACGAAGCGUUGAUAGGAAUCAUCGUUAUCGUCCCAAUUUUAAAUUCUUGUAAUGAAAAUAAAUUGACUGCGUUCUAACUGAAGAAAUUUAAGCAGUAAAUACCAUCAGGGUACCAGAUUCCGCUCAUCUAAGACCAGUUUCGCAGAAAAACAUCAGCUGUUGAAUGACUGUUAAGUCAAUUUGUUAUGUUUUUCCAUUUUAUGUUAGUUAAAUCUAAGUACAAUCAGAUACAAAUCAAGACUUAUGUAGAACUUUUCAUAAAAGUAUGAUUUUGUUACAUUUGGUGUGAGACCAAAGUGGUCCUAAUUCCGCUCACGAACAAAUUUAUACCAUCUUUUAAAUAGACUUUUGCGGAAAAGUGCAUUAUUUUUUCAACUCUAUGUUUUUACAAUUAUUUUUUUCUGUUCCGUAGGAGUGGGGAGCGGGACAUUUGGCAUAAAGUCAUUUGGCAUAAGGUCGUUUGGCAUAAGGUCAUUUGGCAUAAAGACAUUUGGCAUAACGGUCAUUUGGCAUAACGACCAUUUGGCAUAAUCGAAAUGCACCCUUCUUUAUUAUGCCAAGUGUCCAUUAUGCCAAAUGACCGUUAUGCCAAAUGUCUUUAUGCCAAGUGACCUUAUGCCAAACGGCGUUAUGCCAAAUGACUUUAUGCUAAAUGACCCAGACCCGUAGGAGUGUAUAAUAAGGGUUAAACACACUGUGUACUAAAAUCGGCAGAUUUUACGAUUUUGACGUAUUUUUUUGCGUGAGCGGUUAUUGGAACACAUGAAAUUACCUACAGCUUUUUUGGGCCCAAUAGCCGCUCAAAAAAUUUCAUUGUUUUGUUUUUAAAAUUUAUGUUAUCCGAUAAAUAUUGCAUAAAAUGGCUUUGCUCUCGUCUAAUUUAUAUUGUUCAAGAAUAUCAGCGCCGAAAAAAGUGUAUUUAUGCGUGUAAACUUGAUUUUUGCAACAGUGAGCGGCUAUUGGGUCAUGAGCGGCUACUGGUACACUGACGGUACAGUUUCAAGACCAUGCUGAGGGUUGCGGAAUCGAUUCCCGGUCGGUCCAGGAAUUUAUCGUAAUGAAAAUUUACUUGACAUGGAGAAUCUUCAAGCCACACGAUAUACUCAUUACAUUAGUUGGGGAACUAUGUUAAAAACUUUGAAAGUUCUCUGCAUAAUAGAACACUAA